Penicillium olsonii is the source of this 1197-nucleotide messenger RNA. NCBI's taxonomy places the organism in Eukaryota, Fungi, Ascomycota, Eurotiomycetes, Eurotiales, Aspergillaceae. The record is from the annotation of a GenBank genome assembly.
AUGAUCAAUGACAAUGACUCCCCGCGAGCACGCGGCUAUGCUUCCCGAGUCUCCCCUUUGAACUCAGAUGAAAGCAGACUCUCUCAGUCCAAGCGCCAGGUCGACAUUCAGCAGGAUGCCCCCAAUCUGGUGACCGCUACCGCUUUAGCAGUCAUGCCCAACUGGACAAGCAUUUUCCUGAUGACCUCCUUGAUCUUCGGAGGAUGUUGUGCAAACGUAUUCGCAUUGGAGGCCAUCAUCAAGGAACAGCCGACGGCUGGUCCUCUCAUCACAUUCGCUCAGUUCAUUGUCUGCGCUCUCUUUACCCUCCCCCACUUCCUUUCUCCAACAGCAGGCCCAGGCGCCCUCUUCCUCAGCCCGCGCGCAAUUCCUUUGAAGUCAUGGUUGAUUUACACUCUCUACUUCCUGUCUGUCAAUCUUCUCAAUAACUGGGCGUUUGCGUAUAAAAUCUCUGUUCCGUUGCAUAUCAUCUUGCGUUCUGCUGGCCCCGUCGCCUCCAUGAUAAUAGGUUAUCUUUACAACGGGCGACGGUACUCACGUGGCCAGAUCGCAUCAGUGGCGAUGCUGACACUGGGCGUUGCGGCGGCAGCUAUGGCUGAUGCCAGGACGAAAGGCCCUGUACAGGUGGAAACGGAUUUGGUUACAACAUUGACCGGUUUCACUAUUCUCGCUCUCGCAAUGAUUCUUUCUGCUUUCCAGGGGAUCUUUGCGGAUCGUUUGUAUGCGACGUAUGGGCGAGAUCAUUGGAAAGAGGCGCUUUUCUAUUCCCAUGCCCUGUCACUGCCGGUCUUCUUCACGAGUCGGGGACAGCUGGCUGGGCAGUGGCGCGUUGUGGCAGAGUCGCCUUCAUUGGUGACUUUGGAGGGUUUGCAGGGGCUGUUACGCCUGGUUCCCAGUAGGGCUGUUUGGGGGCUAUUGGGUAUGAUUCCGGUUCAGGUGGCUUAUCUGGCGAUGAAUGCGUUGACGCAGUACUUGUGUAUUCGAGGCGUACAUCUCUUGUCAGCCAAGUCGAGUUCUUUGACGGUGACGAUUGUUUUGAACGUUCGUAAGCUUGCCUCGUUACUCCUAUCUAUCUACUUAUUCGGAAAUCAUCUGGCCGGGGGAGUGUUGGCUGGAGCGGCGCUGGUGUUUGUCGGUGGUGGUCUGUAUGGAUUCGAAGGGGCGAGGAUGAGAAACUUGGCGAAGAAAAGCCAGUGA